CGCAUGCGCAGUAUAGCCCAAGGAAGUAUUCGCGGCGUGUUUGUCUGUUUUCCGCUAACUUAUUACAGACACCAUGAAAACCAGAUUUAAUACGGUGGACAUAAGGGCUGUCAUUGCUGAAAUUAAUGCCACCUUUAUUGGCAUGAGAGUAUACAAUGUCUAUGAUAUCGAUAACAAGACCUAUCUUAUUCGGCUACAAAAGCCCGAAUCGAAAGCCGUGCUCCUAUUGGAGUCGGGCAUCCGCAUUCACUCCACGGAGUAUGACUGGCCGAAGAACCUCAUGCCUUCCGGAUUUGCCAUGAAGUGCAGGAAGCACUUGAAAUCUCGCCGACUGGUUUCCAUGAAGCAACUGGGAAUAGACAGGAUAGUCGACAUGCAGUUUGGAUCAGAUGAAGCAGCUUACCAUUUAAUAGUGGAGCUGUAUGACCGGGGGAACAUUGUGUUGACGGACCAUGAGUACACCAUCCUUAACCUUUUGCGAGUACGGACGGCAGAGGCGGAGGACGUGAAGAUCGCGGUGAGGGAGAGGUAUCCUCUUGAAAGUGCCAGGCUCCCUGAACCCCUCGUCAGCCUGGAGAGGCUCACAGAGAUGCUGUCUUCUGGGCCCAAGGGUGAGCAGGUGAAAAGGAUCCUCAAUCCGCACUUCUCGUAUGGGGCUUCCCUGAUUGAACACUGCCUGAUGGAGGUUGGCAUCUCUGGCUUUAUGAAAGCCGACGACCAGUUCAGCGUCGCACAAGAUGUUCCCAAGAUCCUGGAAGCUUUACGGAAGGCUGAAGAGUAUAUGGAAAAAUCUGCCAACUUCUCUGGAAAAGGAUACAUCAUCCAGAAAUCUGAGAAGAAACCAAGUUUAGAUCCAGACAAGCCGACAGAAGAGCUACUAACGUACGAGGAAUUCCAUCCAUUCUUGUUUGCCCAGCAUGCAAAUACCCACUACGUGGAGUUUGUUUCCUUUGACAAGGCAGUGGAUGAGUUCUUCUCAAAGAUGGAGAGCCAGAAGAUGGAUAUGAAGGCUUUGCAGCAGGAGAAACAGGCCAUGAAGAAGCUAGAUAAUGUCAGGAAGGACCAUGAACAGCGACUGGGGGCCCUGCAGCAAGCACAGGAAUUGGACAGGCUGAAAGGCGAGCUGGUGGAGAUGAACCUGCCCAUAGUGGAGCGUGCUCUGCAGGUGGUCCAGAGUGCCCUGGCCAACCAGGUGGACUGGACAGAGAUCGGGCUUAUCGUGAAGGAGGCCCAGGCAGCUGGAGACCCUGUGGCCUGUGCCAUAAAGGAGCUAAAGCUCCAGACCAAUCACAUCACCAUGCUACUGCGGAAUCCAUACAUUGAUUCAGAGGAAGAGGACAGGGUGGACGUGGGGGAGAUGGAGGAGGCCGAAGGACAAAAGAGCAAAAAGAAGAAGAAGAGUAAAAUCCAGAAGAACAAGGUCCAGCAGAACAAGGCCAUGAUGGUGGAUGUGGACCUCAGUCUGUCUGCCUACGCCAAUGCCAAAAAGUAUUAUGACCAUAAACGAAACGCUGCCAAGAAGGAACAGAAAACGGUGGAGGCUGCAGAGAAGGCCUUCAAAUCUGCAGAGAAGAAAACCAAACAGACGCUGAAGGAGGUCCAGACAGUCGUCACCAUCCAGAAAGCCAGGAAAAUCUACUGGUUUGAAAAGUUCCUGUGGUUUAUCAGCUCGGAGAAUUACCUCAUCAUUGCAGGACGGGACCAGCAGCAAAAUGAGAUGAUCGUUAAACGCUACCUGAAGACAGGUGACAUUUAUGUGCACGCAGACCUUCACGGGGCUACCAGCUGCGUCAUCAAGAACCCAACGGGGGAGCCUGUUCCGCCACGGACCCUGACGGAGGCAGGGACCAUGGCUGUGUGCUACAGCGCAGCCUGGGAUGCUAAGGUCAUUACCAGCGCCUGGUGGGUGCACCAUAACCAGGUUUCCAAGACGGCUCCUACGGGGGAGUACCUGAGCACUGGAAGCUUCAUGAUCCGAGGGAAGAAGAACUUUCUGCCACCUUCAUAUCUCAUGAUGGGCUUCGCCUUCCUGUUCAAGGUGGAUGAGCAGUGUGUGUGGAGACACAAGGGGGAGAGGAAAGUGAAGACCCUGGCUGAGGAUAUGGAGUCAGUGACCAGCAGCACUGCAGAGCUUCUGGCUGAAGGGGAGGAAAUCACAGGGGAUGACAGUGCCAAUGAGUGUGAUGGGGAAGAGGGGGAGAAGGAAGGAGAGAGGGAGGUAAAGAUGGAGGAUGUGGGCGCUGAAGACGAGGGGCAGAAUGGGAAUGAGGAGGACGACUCCAUAGAGCUGGAAGACUUGGAUGAGGAGGCCAAGGAGGACGAGGAGGGUGAGCAGCAGUUGGCAUUGGAGGAGGAAGAGCAGAGCAGCGAGGAAGAGGGACAGGGUGGUGACGCACAGGUGGAGACUGAAGAGAUCAGCUUUCCUGAUACCACCAUUCCUUUGCCCCACUUACUACCAAACAGGACAUUUCAAGGCACACCUACGGCGUUCAAAGCUGAGUCAGUGACUCAGCCAGAGGGAGAAGCACAAGGAAGAAAACACCUGACGGCUAAGCAGAGGAGGGAAAUGAAGAAAAAGAAGCAAAAACAGGAUGGCGAUGAGGAUCAGGAGGGGGUCGAUACCAAGAGUGAGGAGGCGUGUCCUGCCGCAGCCAAUCUGGGCAAGCCGACUGCCGGCAAGGGCGGAGCAUCUCAGCAGCCCUUGAAGAGAGGUCAAAAGAAUAAAAUGAAGAAGAUCAAAGACAAGUACAAAGACCAGGAUGAGGAAGACAGGGAACUGAUGAUGAAGCUGCUGGGAUCGGCCGGAUCAAACAAGGAGGAGAAGGGGAAGAAGGGGAAGAAGGGAAGGGGGAAAGAGGAGUUCAGCCGGAAGGAGAAACUGCCGCAGAAACCCCGGCCACAGGGGGGAGUCACGAAGAAACCAGAGUCCCGGGAAGGGGACGAGGACAGCCGGGCGGGGGAGCAGGAUGACAAGGACGCCGACGAUGCAGAUCAGGAGAAUCCAGGCGCUGAGGAUGCAGCGAACCUGCUGGACUCUCUGAGUGGUCAGCCACACCCAGAAGACGUGCUGCUGUUCGCCGUGCCCGUCUGUGCCCCAUACACAGCCCUCACUAACUACAAGCACAAGGUGAAGCUGACUCCUGGCACGCAGAAGAAAGGGAAAGCGGCCCAGGCGUCACUGUCGAGCUUCAUGCGUGCAAGGGAGACCACGGCCCGGGAAAAGGACCUCCUCCGCAGUGUUAAGGAUUCGGAGCUGUCUAGGAACAUGCCAGGCAAAGUGAAGGUUUCUGCACCCAACCUGCUUGUGAAGAGGAAAUGAGACUCACUCAAAGUAUUGUGUGAUUUUUUUUUGUACAUAAAUUGUUUAAUCGACUGAAAUGU
Molecule: messenger RNA, 3381 nt
Organism: Brienomyrus brachyistius
Lineage: Eukaryota; Metazoa; Chordata; Actinopteri; Osteoglossiformes; Mormyridae
Product: ribosome quality control complex subunit NEMF-like
Exons: 32
Coding region: 74-3319 (1081 amino acids)
Biological process (GO): rescue of stalled cytosolic ribosome; ribosome-associated ubiquitin-dependent protein catabolic process
Cellular component (GO): RQC complex
Molecular function (GO): tRNA binding; ribosomal large subunit binding
Source: RefSeq, a predicted model, not a curated record